CCUGUAACAAUGUAGCCUACAAGUAUGGAUGUUACAUAGAAUAUCCACCCCAAUAUUAUUUUAGUUGACGGUGCUUUCUUUAUAUGCAGAGACCAUUCCAGUUUUUCUCCAUACUAAGAGGGCGAGCGGCGUGUUGUCUGACCGAGUUCCAUUGAGAGCGAGGAUCACAUCACAGGGGGCGAAUGAAGAGGGGCGUAAAUAAAAACAAACAUAAUUCAACCACAAUAUCCUGGUCUUUAGGUUUGAGUUCAUGGGUUUGUGACGAUUAAACUAAGAGUUGGUUAUUUUGCUGAUAUUUUCCUGUUGGGAAACUGUCGGCGAAGGAUUUAAUCUCAGAUUACGGCUGGUCUGAAACAAAGGGGUCGGGGACUCCGGAGUGUUGCAGUGUUCAGUGGUAAAAGCAGGUUGAAAGGGUGGACCGUGGGCACGACUCACUACUGGCAAAAUGGAACGGGAGGGGCAGUGGUGGAAGAGCCAGCUCGCUGCAGACAUCCACCAGUCUUUACGAAUAAAGGAGCUGAAGUUGCCCACCUACAAGUCCCACUCUCCUCAGAUCGGGAUGCGGCGUUACUUUGCUGACCUGCUGGCUGUCCUCAGUAACCGCUACCAAUUGUGCCCAGCGGCUCGCCACCUGGCCGUCUACCUCCUGGAUUUGUUCAUGGACCACUACGACGUGGCAGUCCGCCAGCUCUACGUCAUUGCCCUCUCCUGCCUCCUCCUAGCCAGUAAGUUUGAAGAGAAGGAGGACCGUGUACCAAAGCUGGAGCAGCUAAACUCUCUGGGCUUCAUGUGCAGCCUGAACCUGUCACUGAGCAGGAAGGACCUGGUAAAGAUGGAGCUGCUCCUCUUAGAGACGUUUGGCUGGAACCUGUGCAUGCCCACUCCAGCACACUUCAUAGACUACUACCUCCAUGCUGCUGUACAGGAGGGAGAACUGCACAACGGCUGGCCCCUCUCCUCCCUCAAUAAGACCAAAGCCUUCAUGGACAAGUACACACACUACUUCCUGGAAGUCUCACUGCAAGACCAUGCCUUCCUGGGCUUCCGACCAUCCCAGGUGGCAGCAGCCUGCAUUGCGGCGUCCCGCAUCUGUCUCCAGAUCACCCCAAGCUGGACCACCGUUCUCCACCUGCUCACCGGAUACUCCUGGGAACCCCUCACCCCGUGCAUCGAGCUCAUGCUGCUUGCCCAUGACAACGAUGUGAAACAAGCCAAUAAAUCCAAGUCCAACCCUCCGUCUGUCCAGAGUCCUCUCCAACCCCAGGCCCUUCCCUCAACCUCCACAGUCUCUGUCUCCACCAUGAAACAACCCUUGUCUACCUCUCAGCAGCUGCUCUUCCAGACAGGUGGAUACCAGCAGCAGCUCACCCAGCACUCUACUCCCCUUUCCCAGCUGCACAUGCUAGGUGAGUCCCAGACUCUGGGCCCUGUCGGGUCUCGCGACUACCUCCAGACCCACCAGAGAGGGCUCCUCUCAGGGUCGGUUUCUCAGGGAGUCUUCCCCUCCUACCCCAGCUUAGCCUCAGGGCUGCGCUCCUCCCUGCCCCUGCAGGGACCCAUCUCCAUGCAAGUGGCUCUUGCUGCAGAGCCCCGUCACUGCCUCCCCCUGUCGUACGGGGGAGGCUACCUGGGCUCCCAUCACACCUACACAGCAGGCUGCUUCGACAGGUGAUGCCAGGAGAGGGAGGACAAACAGAACCUGGGGCAGUCAGUGUUCUCCUCCAUCCGUUCUGACCUCAUCCACUGGGGACAAAGGAAACCAAAACAAAGAAGCAAUGUCAAUGCAGAUGUUGCUGAGGUCAUAGUAUUGACCUAACAAAAGCCCUACCUACUUGAAAUGAGACACUAUUUGUGAUGAGCUGAUUACAUACAGUACAUACUGUUCCCUUCACGUGACUGCUUGCUCUAUACUGAGACUGUGAGGCUGGUUUAGCCACUGUGAUUCUGCUAUCAACUGUGGUUGUGUGGUGCCCCUGCUUCCAAAUCAGUUCUCUCAAUGUGGGAUUGCUGUUUUUUUUAUACUAUUAUCUUUCAAUGCUGCUGCUUUAAACAAAAUUAUGACUUUAUGAUCAGUGGAAAGUGGUCUGUCCUUGGUAUUAUUUACAUGAACUAUACCAUUUCAGGGUUUGAAGUAUUACUUGAAAGAAUAUGUAUUUAAACAGCUGUGUAAAUGAAUUCCUUUUUUGAUGUUGUGUUUUUUUUUUUCCUACUGGGUAAAAACAGUGUAUUGUAAUGUAGGAGAUGCCUUGCUAGGAUUUAUGGUCCAUCUUUGGCCUUGGCUGGUGUAGAGUAGUCUCAAUCUUGUUUUGCCUUUCUGGUGCCCCUGGAAGCAGAUAGAGCCAUGGUUCCCAGGGGAACAGCCACAUCUAUCCUCUCAGCACAUCAAACCACAGGGGAAGAAGUGAUGCUUUACUAGCUAGUCCCCAGGGGAGCAAAGCCACGCUUUCUCCUCAGUUAAUGUAAAUUCUCCUGACUGGUACCAUUUCAUCUGUAUGACUGACUGAAACCCAGGAAAGUCACACAACCCUCACUGGAACAGCUACUGUUGCUGUCCUUGUCACAAGGACCUUGAGCAGUUAACAACACCAUGAUCACGUUGGGAAGGCUUCUGCACAGGAUAGCUUGUAGUUCGGUACCGCUGACGUUCUCAUCCGGUCAUUCUACUACUUAUGUCUACUACUACCUCACUCUCCAGGGGGGUUGCUAUUUGUGUAGUUUUACUGUAAUGUACUGUACCUGUAGAAUGGACCAUGCUUGAUCAGAUGGAAAGAGUGCCACCAAACAUAUAUCCUAUACAAUUAGCAAAAGUAUAGUUGACCUUAAAGCUGGAAUCCUUAAGGGUGAAACUGCCAUGUCUGUUUUGUGAAAUUACAACAAAGAAGUUACUGCAAACAACACCCCCCAGGACACCAUUGCACGCGCGAUAGAACAGCAGCAUAAAGUGCAUUCGGAAAGUAUUCACCCCCCUUGACUUUGUCCACAUUUUGUUAUGUUAGUCGUAUUCUAGAAUGUAUUGAAAAGAAAUCGAUCUACACACGAUACCCCAUAAUGACAAAGCAAAAUCAAAAAAAUCCAAUAAAAAACUGAUACUUUAUUUGCACAAGUAUUCGAACCCUUUCCUAUGAGACUCGAAAUUGAGCUCAGGUGCAUCCUGUUUCCAUUGAUCAUCCUUGAUGUUUCUACAACUUGAUUGGACAUGAUUUGGUAAGGCACACAUCUGUGUAUAUAAGGUCCCAUAGUUGAAAAUUCAUGUCAGAGCAAAAACCAAGCCAUGAGGUCCAAGGAAUUGUCCGUAGAGCUCAGAGAUAGGAUUGUGUCAAGGCACAGAUCUGGGGAAGGGUAACAAAACAUUUCUGCAUCAUUGACGGUCCCCAAGAACACAUUGGCCUCCAUCAUUCUUAAAUGGAAGAAGUUUGGAACCACCAAGACUCUACCUAGAGCUCAAUCAAUCAAAUGUUAUUAUAAAGCCCUUCUUACAUCAGCUGAUGUCACAAAGUGCUGUACAGAAACCCAGCCUAAAACCCCAAACGGCAAGCAAUGCAGGUGUAGAAGCACGGUGGCUAGGAAAAACUCCCUAGAAAGGCCGGAACCUAGGAAGAAACCUAGAGAGGAACUAGGCUAUGAGGGGUGGCCAAUCCUCUUCUGGCUGUGCCGGGUGGAGAUUAUAACAGAACAUGGCCAAGAUGUUCAAAUGUUCAUAGAUGACUAGCAGGGUCAAAUAAUAAUAAUCACAGUGGUUGUCGAGGGUGCAACAGGUCAGCACCUCAGGAGUAAAUGUCAGUUGUCUUUUCAUAGCCGAUCAUUCAGAGUAUCUCUACCGCUCCUGCUGUCUCUAGAGAGUUGAAAACAGCAGGUCAUGGACAGGUAGCACGUCCGGUGAACAGGUCAGGGUUCCAUAGCCGCAGGCAGAACAGUUGAAACUGGAGCAGCAGCACGGCCAGGUGGACUGGGGACAGCAAGGAGUCAUCAGGCCAGGUAGUCCUGAGGCAUGGUCCUAGGGCUCAGGUCCUGAGAAAGAGAGAGAAUUAGAGAGAGCAUACUUAAAUUCACACAGGAUAAGACAGGAUAAAUACUCCAGAUAUAACAGACUGACCCUAGCCGCCGACACAUAAACUACUGCAGCAUAAAUACUGGAGGCUGAGACAGAAGGGGUCGGGAGACACUGUGGCCCCGUCCGACGAUACCCCCGGACAGGGCCAAACAGGCAGGAUAUUAGCCCACCCACUUUGCCAAAGCACAGCCUCCACACCAUUAGAGGGAUAUCUUCAACCACCAACUUAUCAUCCUGAGACAAGGCCGAGUAUAGCCCACGAAGAUCUCCGCUACAGCACAACCCAAGGGGGGCUCCAACCCGGACAGGAAGAUCACGUCAGUGACUCAAUCCACUCGUGUCGCACCCCUCCUAGUUUUGGCAUGGAAGAGCACCAGUAAGCCAGUGACUCAGCCCCUGUAAUAGGGUUAGAGGCAGAGAAUCCCAGUGGAGAGAGGGGAGCCGGCCAAGCAGAGACAGCAAGGGCGGUUCUUUGCUGGCCUCCCAGCCAAACUGAGCAAUCGGUCGGAGAUGGGCCUUGGUCGGGGAGGUGACCAAGAACUCAAAGGUCACUCUGACAGAGCUCCAGAGUUCCUCUGUAGAGAUGGGAGAACCUUCCAGAAGGAUGACCAUCUCUGCAGCACUCCACCAACCAGGCCUUUAUAGUAGAGUGGCCAGAUGAAGGCACUCCUCAGUAAAAGGCACAUGACAGCCCGCUUGGAGUUUGCCAAAAGGCACCUAAAGACUUUCAGACCAUGAUAAACAAGAUUUUCUGGUCUGAUGAAACCAAGAUUGAACUCUUUGGCCUUUGGCCUGAAUGUCACAUCUGGAGGAAACCUAGUACCAUCCCUAUGGUGAAUCAUAGUGGUGGCAGCAUCAUGCUGUGGGGAUGUUUUUCAGAAGCAGUGACUGAGAGACUAGUCAGGAUCAAGGGAAAGAUGAACGGAGCAAAGUACAGAGAGAUCCUUGAUGAAAAUCUGCUCCAGAGCGCUCAGGACCUUCGACUGGGGCGAAGUUUCACCUUCCAACAGGAUAACGACAGGGGUGGCAGCGUAGCCUAGUGGUUAGAGCGUUGGACUAGUAACCAAAAGGUUGUAAGUUCAAAUCCCCGAGCUGACAAGGUACAAAUCUGUCGUUCUGCCCCUGAACAAGGCAGUUAACCCACUGUUCCUAGGCUGUCAUUGAAAAUAAGAAUUUGUUCUUAACUGACUUGCCAAGUUAAAUAAAAACGACCCUAAGCACACAACCAAGACAAUGCAGGUGGGCUGUGGCCCAGCCAGAGCCUGGACUUGAACCCGAUCGAUCGUGUCUGGAGAGACUUGAAAAUAGCUGUGCGGCGAUGCUCUCAAUCCAACUUGACAGAGCUUGAGCGAAUCUGCAGAGAAUAAUGGGAGGAUCUCCACAAAUGCAGGUGUCCCAACAUAAAUGACAUGUAAAUGUAAUUUCAGUUUAUUUUUUGUCAAUUUGAAAAUAUUCGAAAAACCUGUUUUUGCUUUGUCAUUAUGGGGUAUUGUGUGUAGAUGGAUGAGAAAGAAAUGACAAUUUAAUCCAUUUUAGAAUAAGGCGUAACAAAAUGUGGGAAAAAGGGGGUUGAAUACUUUCCAAAUGCACAAUUUAAAAAAUAUAUGUAACACCCCCAGAAGUCAAGUAACUAAGAGAGUGCACAGUCGUGGCCAAAAGUUUUGAGAAUGACACAAAUAUUAAUUUUCACAAAGUCUGCUGCCUCAGUUUGUAUGAUGGCAAUUUGCAUAUACUCCAGAAUGUUAUGAAGAGUGAUCAGAUGAAUUGCAAUUAAUUGCAAAGUCCCUCUUUGCCAUGCAAAUGAACUGAAUUCCCCCAAAACAUUUCCACUGCAUUUCAGCCCUGCCACAAAAGGACCAGCUGACAUGUCAGUGAUUCUCUCGUUAACACAGGUGUGAUUGUUGACGAGGACAAUGCUGGAGAUCACUCUGUCAUGCUGAUUGAGUUUGAAUAACAGACUGGAAGCUUCAACAGGAGGGUGGUGCUUGGGAUCAUUGUUCUUCCUCUGUCAAUCAUGGUUACCUGCAAGGAAACACGUGCCGUCAUCAUUGCUUUGCACAAAAAGGGCUUCACAGGCAAGGAUAUUGCUGCCAGUAAGAUUGCACCUAAAUCAGCUAUUUAUCGGAUCAUCAAGAACUUCAAGGAGAGCGGUUCAAUUGUUGUGAAGAAGGCUGCAUUCAGGGUGCCCAAGUAAGUCCAGCAAGCGCCAGGACCGUCUCCUAAAGUUGAUUCAGCUGCGGGAUCGGGACACCACCAGUACAGAGCUUGCUCAGAAAUGGCAUCAGGCAGGUGUGAGUGGAUCUGCACACACAGUGAGGCGAAGACUUUUGGAGGAUGGCCUGGUGUCAAGAAGGGCAGCAAAGAAGCCACUUCUCUCCAGGAAAAACAUCAGGGACAGACUGAUAUUCUGCAAAAGGAACAGGGAUUGGACUGCUGAGGACUGGGGUAAAGUCAUUUUCUCUGAUGAAUCUCCUUUCCGAUUGUUUGGGGCAUCUGGAUAAAAGCUUGUUCGGAGAAGACAAGGUGAGCGCUACCAACAGUAAAGCGUCCUGAGACCAUUAAUGUGUGGGGUUGCUUCUCAGCCAAGGGAGUUGGCUCACUCAGAAUUUCCCGAAGAAUACAGCUAUGAAUAAAGAAUGGUACCAACACAUCCUCCGAGAGCAACUUCUCCCAACCAUCCAGGAACAGUUUGGUGAUGAACAAUGCCUUUUCCAGCAUGAUGGAGCACCUUGCCAUAGGGCAAAAGUGAUAACUAAGUGGCUCGGGGAACAAAACAUCGAUAUUUUGGGUCCAUGGCCAGGUAACUCCCCAGACCUUAAUCCCAUUGAGACCUUGUGGUCAAUUCUCAAGAUGAGGCUGGACAAACAAAAACCCACAAAUUCUGACAAACUCCAAGCAUUGAUUAUGCAAGAAUGGCCUGCCAUCAGUCAGGAUGUGGUCCAGAAGUUAAUUGACAGCAUGCCAGGGCGGAUUGCAGAGGUCUUGAAAAAUAAGUGUGUCAACACUGCAAAUAUUGACACUUUGCAUCAACUUUAUGUAAUUGUCAAUAAAAGCCUUUGACACUUAUGAAAUGCUUGUAAUGGUACUUCAGUAUUCCAUAGUAACAUCUGACAAAAAUAUCUAAAGACACUGAAGCAGCAAAUUUUGUGAAUAUUAAUAUUUGUGUCAUUCUCAAAACUUUUGGCCACGGCUGUAUGACUCGGGUUUAUAUGGAAUAUGAGCUUGAUGUCUGUGUCAUGAGUCAUGAUGCUGCCUUAACGUCUAAAUCCAGGCUGGCCAGACAUGCUGUUACCGAUGGCCAAGUACAUGUGGGUCCAGUUCCCGGAAUAGCUCAGGUUUGAUGGAGUAAUUAAAUAUUUUCCACUGAUCACAUUCUAACCACGAUGUCUAUCAGCUUCCCCUACUGCUGACAGAUGGCAUGAAGAGGCCAUGGCCCUGUAGUCUACCGGGUCUCUGAUAACAAAACCAUCCUCUUGCAUACCUUAACUUUUACCUACCUCAAUAUGUAGUGAUACCUGUAUUUAUUAUUUGCUACUUUCUUUUCAUUAGAUCAAAUGUAUGUACAUUUAGUUGACUUUAUAGUUCAUGUACACUUUUUUAUUUUUUAUUUUAUGUACACUUUUUUCCCCCCGAACCGUUUUUUCCCCCUCACAGUAUCUGCACAUGUGCACGGGUUUGCUUCACACUGUUACAGCGUGGUAGCUACGGGACCAAAACAGCAGAGAAGUUGAGCCUUGCGCUUCAGCGCUCUUAGUAGUUGCGGAAAUGUAUCCACUAUGCUGUUUACGUCAUAUCACUGACUCUACCUGUAACUUUUUUUUGUUAUAUGUUGGAAUAUAUGAAGAGCUCAAUGCGCCAUCAAAGACCAAUCUAUCUUGUGUGAUAUGUAGGCUAAUGAUUGGUCACUUUAGUCAAGACUACUUUCAAUCACACCGCCAUCUUAUUGUGUUGUUUUAAAGCACACUUUUUUUUUUUUUUUGCAAAUGCUUUCUAGUACCUGUGUUAACUGCUUGGAAAGGCAGUGGAUUUCUUUACCUGAAUGAAAAUGUUGCACAUUGCAACCACCUCGAAGCAUCAACUCUUGAAAUCCAAAUGGACCAACUAAAUCUACCCUGAUGGAUCAAUAACAGCUGUGUGCAUUUGUGCAGGAGAAGCACAUAUUGGGGAAGGGGAAUCGGUGUUUUCUCUGUCAAAUGAGUUGAAAAUAAAACAGUUUACAAAAGCCA
This is a messenger RNA of Salvelinus fontinalis (brook trout), 8277 nucleotides long. Its product is annotated as cyclin-J-like. The transcript has 6 exons. The record is from RefSeq and is a predicted model, not a curated record. Lineage: Eukaryota; Metazoa; Chordata; Actinopteri; Salmoniformes; Salmonidae. Gene Ontology annotation, molecular function: cyclin-dependent protein serine/threonine kinase regulator activity. Gene Ontology annotation, biological process: mitotic cell cycle phase transition; regulation of cyclin-dependent protein serine/threonine kinase activity. Bases 446 to 1672 code for a protein of 408 amino acids. Gene Ontology annotation, cellular component: nucleus; cyclin-dependent protein kinase holoenzyme complex; cytoplasm.